GAGCCAUCGUACAGUCAGCAAAUAGUGUUCAGCGAGGCCAUGAAGUAAGGUAAAGGGAAAAAAAAAUAUUAAAUUUCCUACAAAUUUUUCAACAAAAACACAUACAACGAGGUACACUACCAAAAAUGCCCUCCAAAAAAUCAAUACAAGGGUCUGAGACUGUUGAGCAAGUUUCAAUUGAAGCGCCCGGCUCAUCCCCACAAUCAAAUCACAAUUCCUCAUCCGAUGACGAACAAGAUGUCCAGGAUGAUAUUUCGCAAUCCGAUUCAGAUUCAUUAGACAGUCAGGCUUCGCGGAAACGGCGAAAGACAUCCCAGGUCCUAGAAGAUGGAGAUAUUCCCUUAAUCGCUACUACUUCUGUUCCCUCCCGGGUAAAGGCAAAAUCGCAAAACAAUUUUCUCGAACCCAAAAAUCUCAGCAAUGGCGCGAUAUUGGCUCCUACGGAUGCGCAAACAACAUUUGCUGCCUUGGAUGUGAAGCCAUGGUUGGUGGCGUCAUUGGGGGCCAUGGCCAUUAAGCGGCCUACAGGUAUUCAAAAGGGCUGCAUACCGGAGAUAUUGAGGGGGAGAGACUGUAUAGGAGGUAGUCGCACGGGUUCUGGAAAAACAGUGGCAUUUGCAGUUCCAAUUCUACAAAAAUGGGCUGAAGAUCCAUUCGGGAUCUUUGCUUUAGUGCUUACACCCACGAGGUAAGACCUUGCCGUAAUGAAGGGGUAUCAUCUGGCUGACAUCACUUUCUCAGGGAAUUGGCAUUACAAAUUUACGAGCAAUUCAAAGCCAUCUCAUCCCCUCAAUCUCUCAAGGCCGUUCUGAUAACCGGAGGCUCCGAUAUGCGACCUCAAGCAACGGCCCUUGCACAGCGACCACAUGUUGUUAUCGCAACCCCUGGCAGAUUGGCAGAUCAUAUUCGAACCUCGGGCGAAGAUACAGUUUGUGCUUUACGUCGGGUGCGCAUGGUGGUUCUUGAUGAAGCGGAUCGAUUGCUUGCAUCUGGCAGUGUAGGAAGUAUGCUUCCAGAUGUUGAAGAAUGUCUUUCUCUCCUCCCGCCUCCCAGUGAGCGCCAGACCCUAUUAUUCACAGCUACAGUUACUCCGGAAGUACGAGCUUUGAAGGAUAUGCCUCGCGCACCAGGAAAGCCUCCAGUUUUUGUUUGUGAAGUGGAUACACAGGCUUUGGCAAUUCCUUCUUCCCUUAAUCAAAUGCAUCUUCAGGUACCCGUAACACAUCGAGAGCACUAUCUGCACAUGUUUCUGCUUACUGAAAAGAAUUUACCGAAAUCUAUCGUGAUUUUCUGCAAUCGAACCGCUACCGCCGACUACCUUACCCAUCUAUUACGACUUCUUGAGCAUCGAGUUACGGCUCUUCAUUCUAAGCUCCCACAACGACAAAGAAUUGAUAAUUUAGGUAGAUUUCGUGCCUCUGCUGCCAGAAUCCUAGUUGCGACUGAUGUCGCAGCUCGUGGUCUCGAUAUCCCAGAGGUCGGUCUAGUAAUCAAUUACGAUGUUCCUAGGGACGCAGAUGACUAUAUUCACCGAGUUGGUCGUACAGCUAGAGCUGGCAGGAAAGGAGAAGCUGUUACAUUCGUAGGUCAAAGAGAUGUACAAUUGAUUCUAGCCAUCGAGAAGAGAGUUGGAAGACAAAUGGAAGCAUGGACAGAAGAAGGUGUUAAUCUGGAAACGAGAGUGAUUAGGGAAUCAUUGAAAUUGGUAGGAGAAAAGAAACGUGAAGCUAUGCUAGAAAUUGAGGAAGGAAGAGAAGUUGGUGGAAAACGAAAGAGAGGCAUGAAAAAGUUGAGUUGAGUUGAGUAAAAAGCAACAGUGAUACCCAGAUAUGAAGCUUUUCUAUAUACCUAGUAUAGACUUGGGUACAAUCAAUCUUCACAUCAUUUUCUAUAGGUCAAUGAACUUGUGAUGCGUCAAUCCUAGAUUUCAGCUGAGAC
Messenger RNA from Sclerotinia trifoliorum, 1938 nucleotides. The record is from the annotation of a GenBank genome assembly. Lineage: Eukaryota; Fungi; Ascomycota; Leotiomycetes; Helotiales; Sclerotiniaceae.